CUCCCAUCACACAAACAUUUCAUCGCCUCCUAAAGCAGCAUCGGCUACUACCACCGACUCCUGCUCACACAGCUCGUACUGUGCAGCACAUAGCUAGUGAACGACCAUGGCGUCCCAGGCCAUCGAGAACCACCGUGCCGGCGCUGAGGUCGUCACCGGAGACGCCAUCUGCAGGAAGAAGUCAAUCGAACUGCUGGAGGAGCUCGGCCUCCCCAAGGGCUUCCUGCCCCUCGUGGACAUCCAGGAGUUCGGGUACAACCGCGAGACAGGGUUCAUGUGGCUGGUGCAGGGGAAGAAGAAGGUGGAGCACACCUUCAAAAGGAUCAAGCAGACCGUGUCGUACGCCACUGAGGUGACGGCAUUCGCCGAGAAGGGCAAGCUGAGGAAGAUCACCGGCGUGAAGACAAAGGAGCUGAUGCUCUGGCUCAGCGUCGUGGAGGUCUACGUGCCCGAGGCCUCAUCGGAGAAGGUUACCUUCAAGACUGGCACUGGCCUAUCCGACACCUUCGAUGCCUCUGCCUUUGCGCUGGGAGAGUAAUUACCAGCCACAAAAAUGGUUGGCUUCAAAAGACAUGCAUAAUCUAUCUUUUGUAUUUUAAACUUCCAUAUAUCUUGUGAUGAGUUUAUGACCCAUAAUCAAGGGCCGUGCCCAUUGCAGACAUUUCUAUGUAUUUCCUUGUUUAUCAUAUAGUUUUUAAAUAUCUCACUUCAAAA
Messenger RNA from Zea mays, 714 nucleotides. RefSeq lists its product as uncharacterized. Bases 107 to 538 code for a protein of 143 amino acids. The record is from RefSeq and is a predicted model, not a curated record. NCBI's taxonomy places the organism in Eukaryota, Viridiplantae, Streptophyta, Magnoliopsida, Poales, Poaceae. The transcript has a single exon.